Molecule: messenger RNA, 5532 nt
Organism: Manis pentadactyla (Chinese pangolin)
Lineage: Eukaryota; Metazoa; Chordata; Mammalia; Pholidota; Manidae
Gene: CFAP74
Product: cilia and flagella associated protein 74
Exons: 40
Coding region: 281-5197 (1638 amino acids)
Source: RefSeq, a predicted model, not a curated record
CCGGAUGCGGCCGCCCGUUGCCGUGGAGCCGCCCGUUGCCGUCGGGCCGCUGCGCCAGUCGCGCUGCCGCGGCCGAGCCCCAGUGCGCGUCCCGCCGGGGGGCUCCUGCGCCCGCCGCCCGCCUCGCCCGGGCUGCUCGGCUCCGCUCACAGAUUCAUGUGCUGAAAAAGUGGAGACCUUCCACUGCCUCAGGGAUACCUGAAGAGGGACCACAGGCCACCUGUCUGGAGCUGCUGUCUUUAACUGGACGCCGUUCAAAGUCUAAUUUCUGCUUCCCAAGAUGGAAGAAGAUGCUGGCCUGUUCGCUAAGGUGGAGGCUCUGGACAGUGUCCCACUCGUGGAAACUGAAAGAGACAAGCUAGAGGAUCCAGGGUUUGAGGUGGCGUCUCCUCCUCCAGAAGCUGAGGAUGAGCCGCACGUGAGAUGCAGCCGUCCAGAGAAAGGGCACAGCGCCACCAGUGCCAACAAAAGGGAGGAGAAAACAGCCCCCCGAGACAGAAUCCAGGCGCUCCACCUGAGGAGGACCUUGGACCACCUGGAGAAGCUGCACAGAGAGAAAGACGUCUUCAUAGAGAAAACCAGGGAGGAGCUGCGUGCCUGCCGCCAGAGGGCAGGCCUUCUCACCGAACAACAAGACAGCGUGGCAGCCCGGGUGGCCACGGAGAGAGAGGCCACCAACAUGGCAGCUGUGGGCCGCCUCCAGGCCCUGUCAGGCCGCCUGCGCGUGGAGCUGGAGAAGGAGCAGUGUCUGCAGGCGCGGGCGGUGGCCACCCUCCGUGACAGCGAGAGCGCCAUGUGGCAUAUUGAGAUCCAGGAGGGGCGGCUUGAGGGCGUCCGGAAACGUGCCCAGGAGGAGGCGACAUCUGCCAGGAGGUGCUUGCAGGUGCAGGCGGCCAGGCGGCUGCACAGGGAGGAGGAGGCUUUGGUGAAGGUGGAGAGGAACCGGCUGCUGAGGGUCAGGAGAUCCAUGUACCUCCAGAAGGAGCACGGGGUCAGGCACCAGAGGCUGGUGGAAGAUGCCCAGAAGAAUCACAAGGUCGCGGUGAAGCUCCUCAAGGCCUCCUUAGGCAGGAUUCGAGAGCAGGAGAGGAAGGAGAGGAAGGAAUCGCUGGAGCACCUGAAGCGGCGCAUGGAGGCCGUGCUGGCCCUCAAGGGGAGCAUCGCCGCCAACCGGGAAACGCUGCGGAAAUUUCAAGCUUGGGGCCAGGCCAAGGCAGCACUGGCUGAGCAGAGGGCCCAGGUGGAGAAGGCGGAGAUUCUGGCCCACGGUGGGGACGCUUUCAAGCACCUUUUCCACCAACGCCGGUAUCAGGAGCUGGAAGCCCAGAACCGUGCAUUUGAGGAGGAGCAGAGGCUCCGAAAGCAGGAGAUUGUAAGUCGGAUUUUGAAGGAGGAGGCCAAGGAGGAUGCCAGGAAGAAGAAAGCAUGUCCCCCUGCCAAAGCCACAGCUCGAUUAACGCUGAGGGACAAGGCCUGGAGCUACGUGGCCCACAUCUGCGAAGGGAAGGCCACAGCAGCCAUGACCUGCUGCCCACUGCAGCUGCAGGAGAUCGACAGCCCCGCACAUCCCAGAACCUCUCGGCUCGUGGAAGCCGUAUCCAGUGAGUCAGUCCAGGGGGGCUCCGGGAACGUCACCGGCAAGAGCGGCAUGCUGGCGGAGCCGGAAAUCCCCGGGCUUUGGAGUGAAGACUGUGAUUCGUACCAGGUGCCCAAAGAGGACAUGGACCAAAAACCUGUGCGUGGGACAAAGGUGGACAAGGAUAUCCUGGCCCGCACUGUGGAGCAGCUGCCCAGCAGGAUAGUCCACAAGCAGGUGGCGUCUGGGCACUCAUUCAAGGGUCAGCCCUUCCACAGCAAACCCAAGCUCAUCCACUUCAAGGAUUUUGACAUUGGCAAAGUGUACAAGAAAAAGAUCAGGUUGGUAAACGCAACCUACAUGAUUAACUACUGCAAGCUGGUGGGUGUGGAGGAGCAUCUCAAGGACUUCGUGCACAUCGACUUUGACCCCCCUGGUCCCAUGUCAGCUGGGAUGUCCUGCGAAGUGCUUGUCACCUUCAAGCCCAUGAUAAACAAAGAUCUGGAAGGAAACGUCUCCUUUCUGGCUCAGACGGGCGGAUUUUCCAUUCCACUGAAAUGCUCAACAAAGAAGUGCUCUGUGUCCCUUGACAAGGAGCUCGUUGAUUUUGGGAGCUGUGUGGUGGGUGAGACUGCCUCCCAGGCCAUCACGCUGACAAACAUCGGCAGCUUGGGCACCAGAUUCAGGUUUCUUCGGGCGUCAGAGUCCUGUGAGGUGGACACCUCCCCGUUGGCCCUGAACACAAGCGACCUCUUCACAUACAAAGACAAAGGUUUUUAUGAUAAAAUCGUCCCCAGCUUUUCCGAGGGGCAGAAGGAUGGUGAUGAGUCCUCCCCACUGGACACCCCAAGCCCAAAGGAGUCUGGGAAACUGGGCAGCAAGGAGCCGGAAGUGGGUCCUGUAGAAUCAGAGGGCAUGACCGUGCCCACCAUCACGGCCUUACCUGUCGGUGAGGACCAGGCGGAGAUCUCGUUGGGAGAGGUGACAGAGGGUGACAUCAGCCCCUUCAGCUCCAUCAGAGUGCCCAUAAUCUUCACCCCCGUCAUCCCAGGAGCAGUGCACACCAGGUUCAAGGUCAUGUUCAAGAAUCAGCAGUGCCCAACACUGUGUUUCAGAGCCGUGGGCGUGGCCAUGGACGUGCCGGUCUGGGUCCCGAAGCCUCAGGUGGACCUGAAGAUAUGCAUGUACGACCGGCUGUACCAGGACUCCGUCCUCGUCCGUACGCGGUCGAAAGCCACCCUGCGCCUCACGUUCGAAGUGUGCAAGGAGCUGAGGGCCCACAUAGAGCUGCUGCCUGAGACCGGCUACAUCCAGGCCCUGUCAUCCUACUCAGUGCAGCUCAAGUUCCUGCCACGACACUCCCUUCCAGAGGAUGCGGGGAAGUAUUUCGACAAGGAAACCAGGGUUCUGGAGGCCCCAGUGACAAUACAGGUGUCUGACCAGAUCAAACCCGUGGGGUUUACCGUCCAUGCCAUAGUCACCACCUCAGACCUGGAGCUCAAACCCCCAGAGGUGGACUUUGGCUACUGUACCAUCUACGAGGCCAUCAGGACUCAAGUCAGCCUGUGCAACCACUCCCUCCUGCCCCAGGAGUUUGGUUUCGUCGGGCUCCCCAAGUUUGUGGACAUCCAGCCCAACGACGGGUUUGGGACGAUCCUGCCGCUGGAAACCCUGCACCUGGACGUGACCUUCCAGCCCUCCGAGGCCAAGGAGUACGACUUUGAGCUCCUCUGCAAAUCGGAGAUCAGCCGGUGCUUCAGGCUGACGUGCCGAGCUGUGGGGGUCCACCCGCCCCUCGACCUGUCCCACCACCAGAUCAAGUUUGCAGCCACCUCCUUGUACGGCACGUCCGUGGCCACUCUGUACGUCAUCAACUCGCACCUGAGCACGAGCCCCCUGACUCACUCCGUGCCCCGCAUCGGCUCAGAGGAUGCCUCCCCUGUGGGGCCCACCACUUUCGAGUUCCUGCUGCCCCCAGACUCGCCCAUCACCAUCUCUCCCUCCGUGGGGACCGUGCUGCCAGGAAAGAAGUGCCUGGUCCAGGUGGCCUUCCAGCCUGGGCUGUCCAGCAAGCUGGUCCGCAAGGAGGCCUUCCAGGCUCUGGCCAAAGAACUUGAGGCCCGCAAAGACACAGCCACCCCGAGGAAGGACCUGCAGAGACCGUCCUUUUCGAGGCUACAACUCCAGGACAGAGGCCAGCUGGUCCAGGCCUCCCCCCGGCAGCCCCUGGAGCUGCAGAAGCCUGACGUCAACUCCAGCUCCGACGAGUACCUGGCCGCACAGGCCGCCCUGGCCAGGUCUUUCCAGGGGAAGUUUGACAAGUUUGUGGUCCCCUGUGUCCUUGCCAGUGGUGACAUCAAAGACAGGAAGGGGAUGGAGCCACUGAGCUUCAGCCCCCACAACACCCUGUUCCUAGAGCUGUGGUGUCCGGCAGUGGCACCAGCCAUCGUGGUGACAUCUGACAAAGGCAAGACCAUUUCCAACUUCGGUGACAUUGCUGUAGGACACCGCUGCAUAAAGAAGGUCUCCAUCCAGAACAUCUCCUCUGAGGAUCUCGCCGUGGACUUCUCCGUGCUGAACCCCAGUGGCCCCUUUGUCCUGCUGAACCCCAUCAGAGAGCUGCCUGCGGGCGAGACCCGGGUCCUGGCGCUCUCCUUCUCUCCCCAGGAGAGCGUCCUGGCCCAAGAAAUGCUGGACAUCAUCACCAGGCGAGGCACACUCUCCCUGACCCUCAUGGGCACCGGUGUGGCAUCCACGAUCACAUGCUCCAUUGAAGGGGGCGUCCUCAACAUGGGCUAUGUGAUUGCCAGAGAGUCGGUCUCCUCAGGCUUCCAGCUGCAGAACAACUCCCCGUUGCCCAUCAAGUUCUCCAUGCGGCUGGACAGCCUCUCCAACGGCAGGACUGAAGGCCGGCAGCAGGUGCCACAGUUCCUGGCCUCACGGGACCAGAGGACGGACAUCGUGGGCACACAGAACCUCAGUGGCCAGAGUGUGUUCAGCGUGGUCCCGGUUGAGGGCAUCCUGGAGCCUAGCAGGGCGCAGGACUUCACAGUGACCUUCAGCCCAGAUCAUGAGAGCCUGUACUUCUCCGACCAGCUGCAGGUCACGCUCUUUGACAAGAUGCUGUCCCACCAGAUCCUCCUGAAGGGCGCUGCCCGUGAGCACAUGAUGUUUGUGGAGGGUGGAGACCCCCUGGACGUACCUGUGGAGUCCCUGACCAUGACCCCCACCUUGGCCCUGGAGCGCAGGGAAGAAGCCGAGGAGCUGAAGCCCAUCCUGGUGACCCUGAAUUAUGUUCAGCUAGACACGGACACGCCAGCCCCACCUGCCACCCGAGAGCUGCAGGUGGGCUGCAUCCGAACCACCCAGCUGACCCCAAAGAAGAGCAUCGAGUUCAGCCUGGACAGCAUCGCCUCCCUGCAGCACAAGGGCUUCACCAUCGAGCCCUCCAGAGGCGCUGUAGAGCGCGGCCAGACCAAGACCAUCAGCAUCUCCUGGGUGCCGCCUGCCUACUUUGAUCCAGACCACCCACUCACCGCGUCAGCCCUGCUGCAGCUCAGGGGGGAUGUGAAGGAGACCUACAAGGUCCUUCUUGUAGCCCAGGUGGUGACCAGCCCCUGACAUGACGGAAGUCUCUCCCCAGAGACCCUUCAGGCCCUCCUGCUCACCCCUGAAGCCCUCCCCUGGCCCCCAGGUUUGAUGGGCAGCCCUUUGCAUGGCCCAUGGCCAGGGUACCCCUGCCCCUGCCCCUAACCCAGUGAGCCAGGAGCCAAGAGCACCCCCUCCCCUGGCCCCCACACUCCGGACCAGCGAUGAGGCCAGUCCUGCCCACAACCUGCUCCUGGCCUGAGCCCCUCCAGGCCCCAGGCUCACCAGCAUCUCUUCAGCUUUUAGAGGCCCUGGUGGAAGGGAGAGCUGCCCCCGCAGGUCUGUCAAUAAACCCCCUGCGUACCUGC